This is a messenger RNA of Fulvia fulva, 1752 nucleotides long. Its product is annotated as Vegetative incompatibility protein HET-E-1. Lineage: Eukaryota; Fungi; Ascomycota; Dothideomycetes; Mycosphaerellales; Mycosphaerellaceae. The record is from RefSeq and is a predicted model, not a curated record. The transcript has a single exon. The coding region runs from base 1 to 1752 and encodes 583 amino acids.
AUGCGUUUGCUGAGUACAAGCAAGCUUGAGUUCAGGACAUUUCCUGAUCGAGAUGGCAAGACGCCCGCCUACGCUAUCCUGUCGCACACAUGGAGCACCAUCGCGGACGAGGAGGUGCUGUAUCACGAUAUCAUCAAUGGCACCGUGACUACGAGGAAGGCGUAUCCGAAACUGGAGGGAGCCAUGCAGCAGGCGAGGCCUUCGUACGAUUGGAUAUGGGUUGACACUUGCUGCAUCGACAAGACGAGUUCGGCGGAGUUGAGUGAGGCGAUCAAUACAAUGUAUAAUUGGUAUGAGAAAGCCGAUACGUGUCUGGCUUUUCUUGAGGAUAAGGCUUUUCAUUCUGUGAGCGAGAUUGUGCAGUCAAAGUGGUUCACGAGAGGAUGGACGCUGCAGGAGCUCAUAGCGCCGAAAGACGUGCUGUUCUUCGAUAAAUAUUGGACCAGCAUUGGCAGCAAGAAGUCUUCGACCAUCUACAAUGCCAUAUCAGAGCGGACGAAAGUUGGCGUUGAUAUCUUGUUGGGAACGACACCGAUUCAGAGCGUUUCGGUCGCUCAACGCAUGUCAUGGGCAGCAGGGCGCAAGACAACCCGGGACGAGGAUAUGGCUUACUGUCUAAUGGGAAUCUUUGGUGUCAACAUGCCCAUGCUGUACGGCGAAGGUGGGAAGAACGCCUUUCAUCGGCUGCAAGAGCAGAUUAUGAAAGACUCCAACGACCACACGAUCUUCACUUGGACCAGCCAUCCAGACGCCAAGACUGGCCCAUACCACGGGCUUCUCGCUGAUGAUCCGCAUGUCUUUGCGAAUGCUGGAAACUUCGUUGGCUACAACGACUGGGAAGACGCCGAGCCUUUCCAGCCCUCCAACCGAGGAUUGCGCAUCAACUUCCACCUCGAGCCGACACCUCGGGAAGCUGGUCUUGGGGAGAACACAUUCUAUGCAGCGCUCAACGUUCCGGUCCCCUCGCAGAUCCAGGGGUACCACGGUUUAGUUGCCAUCAUCCUCCAGAAGCUAGACGUCGGCGUAAAGCAGUUCACCCGGAUCCGAUGCCAUGAAGUGAGAGGCAUGACGACAAGAGCCGGAUAUGCCAGCACCGUAUAUGUACGCCAGAAGGCCGAUGCGCAGGACCACGAAGCCCUUACACCAUAUCACUUCAUGAUGCCGAGGAGGUUGAUGACGCCGCAGGACGAGUAUGUUCUGGAUCGUGUUGCGUGUUAUCCUUUGGCAGAACCGCAUAUCGCUCCAAGACCACUCUUACAAGCUUGGCUCGCGGCUUCGCAAGCGAGUUCUUUCCAAGUGAUCAAACGAGCUGGCAAGCUGGCAGCUAUUCUGUAUUUCCGGCGAAAGUCAGAUAACGCCUGGUUGUCGAUUUUGCUGGGUAGCAGGACUGAUCUUGAAGUCGGAUUCACUACAUUGGCCGGGUUUCGUCAAGUGUCCAACUUGACUGAGGCCGAACAAGAUCUGCAGCUGUAUCCGUCUGGUACGACGAUCGAAGCUGGCAACCACUUCGUGCGGAUCGAUGUGGAAGUCAAAGUCGACAUGCCUCGGAAGUUGUAUUUCCUAGACCUGACGAUCCAUGGCAGACCUCGAACGCCGCCUCCUCCGCUAUUACCGGAGGUGGUGUAUAACGCCGUGGACUUCCUAGCAGAUACCAUGCUCGAUACCGUGAUCGGUGCGGCAGAUGAGACGCAGCAACGGGCGAAGUCCGUGUCGCGGCGAGGGAUCUCGCUUCGACGAUCAGAAAAGAAGUGA